UGCUCCCACAACAACCACAGCUGCUCCCACAACAACCACAGCUGCUCCAACAACAACCACAGCUAAUCCCACAACAACGACAGCUACUUACACAACAUCCUCAGGUGUUCCAACAGCAACAACAGCUGCUCCAUCAAAAACCACAGAUUCUCCCACAACAACCACAGAUGCACCCACAACAACCAUAGCAUUUCCAACAUCAACGCCAGCUGCUCCCAUAACAACCACAGCUGCUCUUACAACAACCACAGCAACUUUCACAACAAUCACAGCUGCUCAAACAACAACCACAACUGCUCCAACAACAACCACAGCUAUUCCCACAACAAACACAGCGGCUCCCAUAACAACCACAGCUGUUCCCACAAAAACCACAGCUGCUACGACAACAACCCCAGAUGUUCCAACAACAACCACAUCUGCUCCAACAACAACCACAGCUUCUCCCACAACAACCAUACAAGUUCCAACGACAACUACAAUUGGGGCUACAACAGCCACAGAUGCUCCCACAACAACCACAACUGCUCCCACAUCAACCACACCUUCUCCAACAACAGCCACAACUGCUCGCACAACAACCACAUCCUUCCCCACAACACCCACAUCUGCUCCCACAACAACCACAGCAGCUCCAAAGACAACUACAACUGAGGCUACAGCAACCACAGACACUCCAACAACAACCACAGCUGCUCCCACAAAAACCACAGCUGCUCCAUCAACAACCACAGCUAAUCCCACAACAACGACAGCUAUUUACACAACAUCCUCAGAUGUUCCCACAUUAACCACAGCUGCUUCAACAGCAACCACAAGAUCUUCCACAACAACUACAGCUGCUCUGCCAACAACCACAUAUGCUCCCACAUCAACCACUUCUGCUCCCACAACAACCACAGCUGCUCCCACAGCAACAGCAUAUGCUCCCACAUCAACCACUUCUGCUCCCACAACAACCACAGUUGCUCCAGCAACAACAACAUUUGCUCCCACAACAACCACCUCUGCUCCCACAACAACCACAGCUGCUCCAGCAACAACCACAGCUGCUCAAGCAACAACAACAUCUGCUGCCACAACAACCAUUUCUGCUCCCACAACAACCACAGCUGCUCCAGCAACAACCACAGCUGCUCAAGCAACAACAACAUAUGCUCCCACAACAACCACUUCUGCUCCCACAACAACCACAGCUGCUCCAGCAAUAACCUCAGCUGCUCAAGCAACAACAACAUAUGCUGCCACAACAACCACUUCUGCUCCAACAACAACCACAGCUGCUCCCAAAACCACCACAGCUGCUGCCACAACAACCACAGUUGCUCCAAGAACAACAACAGCUGCUCUUACCACAGUUACAACUGGUUCUUCAACCACUAUCACAACACCGGCCCCUCCACCACCAGAGGUGAAGUUGGAGUUCAAAUUGGAGCAAAACUUCACAGCAGAUUUGAAUAAUGUUUCUUCACCAGAGUUCAAAGAAUUAGCAAAUACUGUGUCUACAGCGCUGGACACAGUUUAUCGAAACAAAUAUGGAUCCAGUUUUAAUCGCACAGAGGUUCUAGGUUUCAGUCAAGGUUCGGUUGUGGUAGAUGCUAAGCUGAUAUUUAACAAUGCCAGCUCAGUCCCUGAGUCCAGUGCAGUGGUUGCAACCUUGAUAGAGAUUGUCUCAAGCAACAGCUCUUAUAUCUCUCUCCCACUGAACACAACUUCUAUCGUGGCAACAAGAGUCGUUUCAACCUCAGCUACAACUACUACUUCUACUCCAGAUCCUCCAAUAUCAACACCAUAUACGGUCAUGAAAGCAACUUCAGCCCCCUCAAACAGGUCAACUACAAACAUGGUUGUCAAUGCAACAUCGGAUCCUGUGAACAUGUCAACAACACACAUAGUUCCCAAUGGAACAUCAGCGCCCAUAAAUGUGUUAACAUCAGCCCAAAGUGCUGUCAAUGUCACAUCAGGACCUGUAACACAAAGCAAUACAACUUCAACACUAUCAACUACAACCCCAUUGUUGUCAACUACCCCGAUAGUCAACACAACAGCUCCUUCAACUACACCCAUAGUCAACACAACAGCAACUCCAAAUACCCCAGUAGUCAACACAACAGCUCCUCCAACUACCCCAGUAGUCAGUGCAACAACAUCUCCAACUACCAAUUUGACCGAAGUACUAACUACCCCAUUACCAACUACGCCGGUAGCAACUACCCCAGUACCAACUAUCCAAGUGCCAACUACAACGGCAUCCCAUGCAACAGAGGCGCCACUGACCAGCCCACAACUGUCACUGCAGUUCAGCCUGAUAUCUAUCUUCACUAUCUCUCUGAGCAACAGCAGGUCACCAGAGUUCCUGGCUUUGGCAAAUCAUGUGACUACACAGCUGGAUAAUUUGUUCAAGGCUCAAUUUGGAGCCAGAUUCUUUCGAACUGUUGUCAAUAGUUUCAGGUCAGGGUCAAUUGUGGUGGAUUCUACGUUGAUAUUCAACAACAUCAGCUCAGCGCCUAACGAUAGCCUGGUAGCACAAACGUUACAAACUGCCAUUACUUCCAACACGUCUGGCCUGACCUUACCUAUCAAUUCAUCCUCCAUUGUGGUCACACGCGCUACUACAAUGACUAAUGCAACCACCUCAGCUGCAACAACUGCUGCUCCAACUGUAGAUGUCACUACGACCUCUCCGGCAGUGGCCAAAACCACCACCACUGCUGUUCCGGCAGCAACCACCACCACCGCUGUUCCGGUAGCAACCACCACCACCGCUGUUCCGGCAGCAACCACCACCACCACUGGUCCGGCAGCAGCCACCAUCACUGCUUUCGCACCAACUGACCCUCCUUCUUCUAGUGAAGGAACCCUGAUUCUUCGGUUCAGUCUCAAUGAGAUAUUCACCUCGGAUCUUGCCAACCCGUCCUCUUCAGCAUUCAAGGCUCUGGCUGGCAAAGUGGUCUCAGAGGUGAACAAGAUUUUUUCUAGAACCCCAAGCUUCCUUCGUUCCAUUGUCAACUCAUUCAAGAGUGGAUCUGUAGUUACCAACAUGACCCUCGUGUUCAGUAACAAAUCUUCGGUUCCCAGCGCAUGCAGCUCACAGGCAACUUUCACCAUCAGUUCCACCUCCCUGAACAUCCUACCGGGCAGCGUCAAUGUUGAGUCAUCAGUCAAUUCAGGAAGUGCUCCCCGACCCACUGCCUUCUGUCUGGCUUUCUUGCCUCUCACUUUGGCACUGCUAAUGGUACAGUUGCUGGCUAACUAACAGCCUGUGUCAUAGCUCCUAUGGCAUCUUUUUCACCAAUGAACGGUUUUCCAGCUCUCAUAGAGACAGCCUUAUGAUUAAGGACCUGCUUUGGCAGAAGAAUGCACAAUGGAUUGUGCCUGUGUCAAUUGGCAAAAUAUAUAUGUAUUUCAUGUACAUUCCCCCAAGUACAUACACAAACAAAACACACCUAAUUGUACAUUUUGAUGUCAAGUAGGAUAUUUGUGACAUUCCUUAAGAAAUCAUAUAGUUUUUUUUUCUGCUUAUGAAUAUUAAAUGCAUAUACCUUUUCUUUCAAGUGACUGUAUUUAUACUUAACCAUAUAGGCUCUCAAAGACAUGACUUAUUUAUUUGCAUCUUGCACACAGCAGCUUCCACAUGUUUUAUCUGUUAGAUUAAUACGGAAAAUAACUGAAAGAUUAGAAAACCUUUCCUACAACAUGUGACAUCUAAAUCCUAUUGUAUACUUUUUUUUAUUGUGUUAUUUGAUCAUAGUUGCAUUUUUAAUUAUUAACUUAUUGUAACUACUUUAUAUCAUAUAUAUAACUACUUUAUAUAUAAUUCACCAAGACCAAAAACCAAAUACCUUUAUGAUAAUUAUAUUUUGGGUCAUGUAAUUGGGUUGAAAAAAGCUUAUUUUUCUCAAAUGCUGUGCACAAAUUUGUUUUCAUCUCUGUUAGUGAGAAUUUAUCCUUUGCCAAGAUAAUCCACCCCCCAUAAUAGUUGUGGCAUAUGAACACUUCACAUGUUGCAUUUAUACGUUUGUUCAGUAUUUCUGUAAAUCUAUCUAUUUAUAUUUCUAUAUGUCAUUGAAAUAA
Molecule: messenger RNA, 4074 nt
Organism: Oncorhynchus mykiss (rainbow trout)
Lineage: Eukaryota; Metazoa; Chordata; Actinopteri; Salmoniformes; Salmonidae
Source: RefSeq, a predicted model, not a curated record